Prosopis cineraria is the source of this 1129-nucleotide messenger RNA. RefSeq lists its product as uncharacterized. Gene Ontology annotation, molecular function: transcription cis-regulatory region binding; protein binding. Gene Ontology annotation, biological process: positive regulation of transcription by RNA polymerase II. NCBI's taxonomy places the organism in Eukaryota, Viridiplantae, Streptophyta, Magnoliopsida, Fabales, Fabaceae. The record is from RefSeq and is a predicted model, not a curated record. Gene Ontology annotation, cellular component: nucleus. The transcript has 2 exons. Bases 194 to 934 code for a protein of 246 amino acids.
GGUUUUUGGCUCCAAAAGAAAAAGAGUGAAAACUGGAAGUGAAAGGCAGAGGGAAGAGGAUUUGUGUUAGAAGCUGGAAAGAGAGGGAGAUGGGAAGAGUUGAAUCUUGUUUUUGAAAACAAAGGGAGGUGAAUUUGUGACUGAGGCAAACAGUUUCAUCCUUCUUGAGUGGCAAGAGGCUGUGAGAAGGGAGAUGGGUAAUCCGCAGAACACGAGGGCAGGCGACGACCUUCAUGCCUCCGCAAGAUCCGGUGACCUCAACGCUGUUCAGUCAAUUUUGAGGAUAAACCCUUUGGCUGUCAAUUCCAGAGAUAGGCACUCUCGAACACCACUUCAUUUAGCAGCAUGGUCUGGGCAAGCAGAGGUUGUCAACUAUCUCUGCAAGAACAAGGCUGAUGUUGGUGCUGCUGCCAUGGAUGACAUGGGAGCAUUACACUUCGCUGCACAAAAGGGACAUUUAGACAUUGUACGGGCCCUACUUUCAGCUGGGGCCUCUGUCAAAGCAUCCACUCGCAAAGGCAUGACCGCGCUUCAUUAUGCCGCCCAAGGGUCCCAUCUUGAACUUGUCAAGUAUUUGGUGAAGAAAGGGGCAAACCUUGGUUCCAAGACAAGGGUUGGAAAGACCCCUUUGGAUCUUGCUGCCACCGAAGAAAUCCGUUCGUUUCUGGAGGAACGUGAAAGGCUGGGCAAGAAUGGAGAAUCAAGCAAGAAAGAGAAAGCCGAAGGUGGUGAUUUGAAACCGUCCACGUCUGGACCUGAAGAUCAUUCUGGUGCAGAAUCUCCUGGUCCUGUCGUUGACGAAGAAAACAAUGAUGGAAUUAAGAGGAAGGGUGAUGAAGAUGGUGCGAGAGAAGUCUCCCCACAGCCAAAAAAGGCAAGGGUUAAGCUAAGCCAUCUUCAAAGUUCGGAUGAUGCCCAAGAAGAGGAGCUGUAGGUUGGCAGAAGCAUGUGAGAGUGGAAUCUUUGCCCUGUAAUGGCAUAAUAUCUGGAGUUCCUUUAUACUAGGUUGAUAGGUUUGACUAUCUAUUGUCUUUCUCAAUUUUGCCAUCUUUUCUUUCUGAUAUUAAAUCAUUCAUAUAUUUCAUCUCGUUGAUUUAUAUAUUAGAUAUGAUAUGGCCAGUUAUUCAUA